UUGGCCCGGUUCACCUGCGAAACUCGCCCUCUUCGAUCGGUCCGCAGAAACAGUUCCAAGUGUGAACGACUACCCGCCGUCAUGAAGGUCGUCACCUUCCUCUGUCUGGCGGCUUCUCUGGCAGCAUCUGUGGAUGCUCUGGAGUUACGCCAGAGGGAUGUGCCCGCUGUCGUUGGACUGGACUUCCAGCGCAAGCACGUAUCUGACCCUGUUACGCGGGACCGAGUAAGGAGGAAGCGCGACAAGACGGUCACCGAGACCCUGGACAAUGAGGAAACUCUCUACUUUGCCAACAUUUCGCUGGGCACGCCCGCACAGCAUGUGCGCCUCACAAUCGAUACUGGAAGCAGUGAUCUAUGGGUCAACACAGCGCAGUCGAGCCUAUGUUCUGAGAGAGCCAAGCCCUGUGCCAUAUCAGGGACCUAUGACGCAAAUUCGUCGUCGACAUACAAGAUCGUCUCCUCUGACUUCAACAUCUCUUACGUGGAUGGUUCAGCGUCAACCGGUGAUUAUGUGACGGACACUGUUCAGAUUGGCGGGGCCACUCUCAAGAACUUCCAGUUUGGAGUCGGCUAUGUUUCAAGUUCUGCUGAGGGUGUCUUGGGUAUCGGCUAUACGACCAAUGAAGUACAGGUCAACCGAAAUGGAAAAAGCCCUUACCCCAAUCUACCCAAAGCCAUGGUCAAUGCCGGUUUGAUCAAUUCGAAUGCUUACAGUUUGUGGCUGAACGAUCUCGAUGCGAACACAGGUUCGAUUCUGUUUGGUGGCGUCAACACGGAGAAAUUCCACGGCACGCUAGAGACAUUGCCUAUCCAGACUGAAGGCGGACAAUAUGUCGAGUUCGUCAUUGCUCUCACUGGGGUAUCGCUGAGUGCCAGCUCGGGUAAUAAGACUUACAACUCGGGAACUCUUCCGGCAGCUGUGUUGCUUGACUCUGGGAGCAGUUUGACGUACCUUCCGGACUCCAUCGUUGCCAGUAUCUAUGACGAUCUACAGGCGACGUACGAUUCUUCAAGCGAGACGGCAUACGUCCCUUGCGACUUGGCGAACCAAGAUGUGCACCUCACAUUCACAUUUACCAAACCGGCGAUCAAUGUCGGCAUGAGUGAACUCGUCAUUGACCCUGGCGAGAAUGCCGAUGGUUCCCGGCCUACCUUUUCCGACGGUACGCCAGCGUGCAUUUUCGGUAUCGCCCCUGCCGGUGACAGUACUGCAGUGCUGGGGGACACUUUCUUGCGCAGUGCUUAUGUCGUCUAUGAUCUCGCAAACAAUGAGAUCUCACUGGCGAAUACGAACUUCAACUCCACUAAAGACAAUAUCUUGGAAAUAGGCACUGGAUCUACUGCUGUUCCCGACGCUACUGGUGUGCCAAACGCAGUUACAAGCGUCAAUGUUGGAGGUGGGGGUGCCCGAAUUGGAGGACCAUCAGGUACUGGCGUCAUAACCUCUGGCGGCGUUCCAACCCAGACGAGCAAAGGUGCGGCUCCGGUGCAGACGGCAUUUUCAGGACAUAUGGCUGUUGGAAUCGCAGGAGCUGGAUUACUCCUUGCACUAUAGUAAAUUUACUGGAGUCUAUUUUACUACAAUGUACUGUACAUUAAUAUCUGGCCCAAGUAAACUUGGAGCUUUACUCUCUAAUGCCUCAGCUGUGG
This is a messenger RNA of Paecilomyces variotii, 1652 nucleotides long. Its product is annotated as putative aspartic-type endopeptidase. Bases 82 to 1557 code for a protein of 491 amino acids. Gene Ontology annotation, molecular function: aspartic-type endopeptidase activity. The record is from RefSeq and is a predicted model, not a curated record. The transcript has 3 exons. NCBI's taxonomy places the organism in Eukaryota, Fungi, Ascomycota, Eurotiomycetes, Eurotiales, Thermoascaceae. Gene Ontology annotation, biological process: proteolysis.